Molecule: messenger RNA, 1567 nt
Organism: Arvicola amphibius (Eurasian water vole)
Lineage: Eukaryota; Metazoa; Chordata; Mammalia; Rodentia; Cricetidae
Product: signal peptidase complex subunit 3
Exons: 1
Coding region: 148-690 (180 amino acids)
Biological process (GO): protein targeting to ER
Cellular component (GO): signal peptidase complex; membrane
Source: RefSeq, a predicted model, not a curated record
GAGCCAGAGGAAGGCAGAGGGAACGCGAGCGAGCAGACUGCAAGCCCUGCCCAGCGAGCGAGUCACUGUGAGCGAGCCAAGCGAGCGAGAGAGCGAGCGAGCGCCUGUGGAGCCCGCGUGGAGGGAGCCGCCGAUCCAUCCCGCAACAUGAACACCCUGCUGGCGCGGGCGAACUCGCUGUUCGCCUUCACGCUGAGCGUCAUGGCGGCGCUCACCUUGGGCUGCAUCCUCACCACCGCCUUCAAAGACAGAAGCGCGCCAGUGCGCCUGCAAGUCUCCAGGAUCCUGCUCAAAAAAGUGGAGGACUUCACCGGACCCAGAAAAAGAAGCGACCUGGGCUUCAUCACGUUCCACAUCUCUGCGGAUUUGGAGAAGACUUUCGACUGGAACGUCAAGCAGCUCUUCCUUUACCUCUCGGCCGAAUAUUCCACGAAAAGCAACGCUGUGAACCAGGUGGUCCUGUGGGACAAGAUCCUUCUGCGAGGAGAGAACCCCAAACUGGAUCUGAAAGAUGUCAAAAGCAAGUAUUUUUUCUUUGACGACGGGCACGGUCUUAAGGGAAACAGGAAUGUCACUUUGACUCUGUCCUGGCAAGUUAUACCGAUUGCUGGCAUUCUGCCUCUUAUGACUGGAUCUGGACGCGUGUCUGUCCCGUUUCCAGAUUCGUAUGAAAUAGCCACGACUUUUUGAAGAACUCUCUCUGCGUAUGUGUUAAGGAAUAGUAGUUAAAAAAACUAUCAAGAAUCUAAAGAAACUCAUGCUAUAAACCAGUUACUUUAUGUGUGGCAUUCGUGCAUGUUCACAUUGAAUGUGAUUUAGAGGCAGACUUUUGCUUGUCUCUUGUUAACGCAUGCUUGAUUCCUGAAAAACAGUUAAUGUGAUUAUUUGGUAGCUGCUGAAAGUGGUGGAAAUACGGUGACUAACAACUUUUUCUGAAGAGUGAAUACAUCUGUAAUCUGUAAAUCAUUGUAACACCUUUAAUGGCUGUAUGUCUAAGAAAUAUGGGUCUUUCCAGAUUUUCCCUACUAAAGUUUUCAUGUUUUGCAUCGUUUUAAAAUAAUUUUUUACAUUGUCAUUGAGAGUUGAAAUGUUUGCAUGACUUCCCCACUGAGUGAAGCUUGUUUCAGUGUGUAUACCAGGUGAUAAUUAUGCCCAAUUAUCACAAAGUCUCCACUUUCAUAAUGUUUGGAGUAAUAAUACUCCUAGUAUAAUUUUCCAUUUGCAAACUCUCUUAUAUGCUAUCCUAUUUUAUUGCCAAUAAUCUAGUGAUGUAUAUAAUACAAACACAGGCUCUUUGAAGAUGAAGAAUGUGAAAGACUGAAGCUUGGGGAAUCCAAACUUCCAUAGCUAACAAAGAAUGGAGUCAGACUUUGAUCUUGGAUAUUCUAAUUCCCUAAGUUUAUUCCCUCUCUUAUGCCUGAGAUGACAUCGUAGUACAAUUUCAUUCAUAAUGUACACUGUGUUUUAAUAACCCUGAAACCCUUUGUCUUGAUGUUUCUGAUAUUACAUAAAUUUAUCUUGAGCACAAAUUGUAAAAAUAAAACGCUAUAGAGAAUAUUUCCUUUCA